Molecule: messenger RNA, 1413 nt
Organism: Penaeus indicus
Lineage: Eukaryota; Metazoa; Arthropoda; Malacostraca; Decapoda; Penaeidae
Exons: 11
Coding region: 67-1386 (439 amino acids)
Source: RefSeq, a predicted model, not a curated record
GUAUUUUCUUCUGCGAAUCCGAAGGCCUCCGGCAGUAUCUCGCAAGCCGUCGUUAGCGCGAACAGAAUGGCGGCGCUUAUAACCUUCUUGCUCGUGAUCCUUUCUACCUCCGCCCUGGGCCAAGUACCUGAGGGAUGCAUCGACCCUCCCGGCAACAAUGGUGUGGCGGAUAUUAUCGUACAGGCCCUGGAGGCUGCCCGCUCCCUCCUCGAGUCCGGGAUCCCUGAGUUGGGCAUCCCCCCCCUGGACCCCUUCGGCCCCCUGCCCAAGAUACCCUUCAGCGUGGACACCAGUGGACUCUGGCUCGAAGGUAUAGUGAACGACACGUACGUCCGUAACUUGGCCCAGUUCGUGACGUGCUCGGUCAACCUGACGUUCGGCCUCGCGCAGAAAUUCGACAUCGAGUUCCGUCUGCAGAAUUUCCACAUGGAUGGCUACUACGACGUCGACGGCCUCGCUCUCUCGCUCUUCCCUAUCUUUGGCAAUGGAGGCUUCAGAAUCGACACCUACGAGUCGGGCUUCACCGGAGGAGCCAAGAUCAGCUACAACCCGAUUUCCGACCACGCCUCCCUCAAGGACCUCAGCCUGGACAUUUUCUUUUCCACGAUGGAGCUGGAAAUGGAGUGCAUUCUCGGCUGCGGAGACAUGUCUGACAUCAUCAACGGUGCCGCCAGUGAAAUAGCCCCGUUCAUGUUCAACGCCAUUUGGGAUUACAUCAGCCCCAUCCUCUCGACGGCUCUCCAGGACGGCAUCAACGACAUCCUCAAAAACAUCUCCAUCUCUGACAUCAUCACGCCCGAGGAGAGACGGAUGCUCGAACUCGGCAACGCCAAUGGGUAUCUGGACUUGGUGAUGGCCAACCUUGGUCCCCUGAUGGAGGCGGAGGGACUGGACCCUGCCCCCCUCCCCGAUGCCAACCUGAACUUCGGGACGUUCGUGGCUGACCUGUACGACGGCCAGCUGACAGGGCUGUCCACCAUCCACCGCGACGGCACCUGUACCCUUGACAGAGUGGCGGACUGGCUGUUCCUCUAUGCCAACGUGGCGGUGGAGAACCUCGGGGUGCACCAAAGGGGACGCGUGACUUCAGGCGACACAACAGUGGACGUGGAGGUGGACGCGACCAUAAGCAGCGUGGCCCUGUACUUCGUUGCCCGCGGGGAUGUGUACAGCCUCGAGGCGGAUAUCGACCAGUUCAUCAUCUCCGAGUUCGGGAAAAUCGACGUCCGAAUCGAUGGCCUCGGCUCACUCGACUACGUCAUGUCUCCCCUCGCCGAAGCCGUCGCCAACCUAGUCCGCGACGACGUAUCCAGACUUCUGGAGACGAAGGUCAAGCAGGCCAUCCAAGACGCCCUCAACGAAACGCCUUGGCCGGUGUUCGAAUGAGUAAUUAAAGGAGAUUCAUUAAGCGAA